GUACCAUACGCUGUAUCUGGCAUCUCGUAUUGUGCGAGAUAAAAGUGCAUAACACAAUAUCAUAUGUAACGAGUUAUCAUUUCAAAGUUGUUUUGAUACUUGUAUCUGUUCGGUGACAUAUCAUAAGCUCGGGUUUUUUUCGUAUCACAUCGCAAGACAAUUUUCGCUUCUUCCGGAAACUCAAGGGGAUUCGAACCUGGAAUCUUCUGAUCCGUAGUCAGACGCGUUAUCCGUUGCGCCACAGGACCACACAAAGAACGAGAAGUUUAUAAGAGAAGAAUAUAUAUUAGAAAAACAUCUAUUCGUGAUAAAUGUAUGCGGAAACAUGGAUAUUCGUGAUAAUUUACGUGACUUGUAUUCAAAACGUCACCGGAGAAAACAGUUCCAAACGUGGUUUGUGCAACGGUUACAAAUCCGGCGAGGACGAUCUUCAAACGUUCGAUUUUAUCAGCAAGUUGAAACUGAAUCUGCUAGAUCUCCAUUACAGCGGCAUGACGAAAGUCCGAGGCAGCAAUCGCAUGCAAACGGCGUAUCGGCUGGAGAAAGACACUGAUGUCACUCUCUUGAUGAAGAAUAUCACAUCCAAUGGUUUUCCAGAGGAAUUUACGCUGGUGUACACGUUAAAAGCCAGAAAAUCACCGAGAUAUCCUUGGAACAUUAUCAGAAUCGUGGACGCAAAAGGUGCUGCCCAAUUUCUAAUCACGAUGAAUCCCAGGAAACAGACCUUGGAAAUCUCGUUACUCGAUCACGAAGAGAUUUUACAGACUGUUUCUUUCAUGAACGAUCGCGUGUUUGACAAGGGCUGGCACAAAAUAAAUCUUGGAAUAUUCAAGGAUAAGCUAGUGCUUAACGUUGACUGCAUACACGUUGGCACGGAAAAGUUGAAACCGCGCAACCCUAUUAAGGUCGACGGAGAAAUAUCGAUAGCAAAAAUGAACAAUAGUAAAAUCACCGUGCCGGUCGACGUGCAAUGGAUGGUUCUGAACUGCGAUCCCACGAGAGUAGAGAGAGAAACAUGCGAGGAGUUACCGAAAACCUUAGGUGCUCCUCUUCCGCAAAUAAAACCUGCCUGUCAGAUUUGCCCGCAGGGUCCGCAGGGAUUUAAUGGUACAAACGGAUUGCCCGGUCCGCCUGGACCGAUUGGAAAACCAGGACCGAUCGGUGCAACGGGUCCGCCCGGACUUCCGGGACAACCUGGUGAACACGGAAGAACGGGAGCUCCAGGUAAUCUUGGUAGUAGAGGUUUUCCAGGAUUGCAAGGUCCCAAAGGAUCGAUCGGAUCACCAGGAUCGCCCGGACAAAAGGGCGAUCGCGGUGAAAGAGGUGAUAUGGGUUUUCCGGGUCUAAAAGGAGAUCAAGGUCCUCGUGGUUUUCCGGGUCCACCGGGAGGUGUAAGUAAUAUAAACGACGUCUUACCGCGUUUGACAGGUCCUCCUGGACCACCAGGCAAUAAAGGUGACAAAGGUGAACGAGGACAGGAUGGUAUUCCGGGACAAAAAGGUGAACGGGGAGAUCCAGGAACUCAUGGUCAAAACGGUGCGCUAGGUUUUCCUGGUCCUCCAGGACCACCCGGUCUUCCUGGGCCAAAAGGAAACGACGUGUUUGUAAAUAUUCCUACCGUUCCAGGACCACCAGGUCCUCGUGGCGUAACAGGACCAGCUGGUCCGCCAGGACCGCCAGGUCCUCCUGGUUUUCCAGGCCCGAAGGGUGACGCUGGAGAACGCGGUCUUGACGGUACACCGGGAUUGGCGUAUAACAAUAUAGGCUCACUUGGUCUUGAAGGACCUGUCGGUUCUCCUGGUGAAGAUGGUAUUCCAGGUGAAAAAGGAGAAGCUGGACCAAUAGGUCCCCCAGGACUACCCGGAAUUCCAGGAAAUGACGGAUCUCCAGGAUUACAAGGAUUACAAGGAUUACCAGGGGAACCGGGUCCCCCAGGACCUCGAGGUUUAGAAGGACCUGCGGGAAAACCGGGACUGCCGGGAUUUGAUGGAAAACGAGGUCAGGAAGGAAGUAAGGGCCAGAAGGGUGAACAAGGGAUUGUUGGGCCUCCAGGAUUGCCAGGAAAUUUGGGUCCAAUAGGAUCGCCAGGUGCCUCAGGUGUACCGGGAUUAGAAGGAAGACCUGGUCUACCCGGACUUCCGGGACCACCAGGGCCACCAGGAUCACCAGGAUCGCCGGGUUCUCCUGGUCUUUCGUCGAACAACAGCUUUGUUAACGUCAAUAACCCCGGUCCCGAAGGUCCCAGAGGUUCUCCGGGUCCUCCAGGACCUCCAGGAAUACAAGGUGAAAAAGGAAUUCCUGGAGAACGAGGACCAGAAGGUCAGGUAGGAAUACCAGGAAUGCCAGGUAAAGACGGGAUACCUGGGUUGCAAGGACCUCCCGGAAACAGAGGUCAAACGGGACUACCAGGACUUCAAGGACCGCCAGGUCACAGUAUUAGCGAAGAGGAGAUUCGUGAUAUUUGCGCCAGCGUGUUAAGAGAACAGAUGACCGAAAUGGUAACAAUGAUGCAAGGUCCGCCUGGUCCGCCUGGUCGAGGUCGUCCAGGCCGUCCUGGAUUACCUGGUCCUCAGGGUCACCCAGGCGAUCCAGGACCGCCGGGUUUGCCGGGCGAACGUGGGUUCGUUGGUUUGCCUGGUCCGCAGGGUCCUGUCGGACCGGUAGGACCAUCUGGUGAGCGAGGAGAAAAAGGCGAUCGAGGUCCCGAAGGGAUCGGUAUAGAAGGUCCGCCUGGUCCGCAAGGUUUACCAGGACCUCCAGGUAACGACGGUAUCGGUCUACCUGGCAGACAAGGAGACAGAGGUGAACCGGGCAGACCAGGUACUCCCGGAGUAAGAGGACCACCGGGAGUCCAGGGACCACCAGGAUUUUGCGAAUUUUGUAAUUACCCAAACAGUAAUUACAUACAGUUCAGUCGUGGCAAUGAGAAAGGUCCUUGAUCCAACGAUAUAUAGAACAGAUGUAUUAAAAUAUUGAUUUUAUGUAUUUUUUUUUACGCAAAUAUAUUUAUAGUUUCAA
Messenger RNA from Pseudomyrmex gracilis, 3018 nucleotides. Its product is annotated as collagen alpha-2(IX) chain-like. NCBI's taxonomy places the organism in Eukaryota, Metazoa, Arthropoda, Insecta, Hymenoptera, Formicidae. The record is from RefSeq and is a predicted model, not a curated record. The transcript has 20 exons. The coding region runs from base 312 to 2939 and encodes 875 amino acids.